CUGAAACCAUUAAAAAAAAAGAAAAGAAAAGAAAAGUUUGUCCUGUUGCAGAAGGAUUGAGCUCCGGGACAGACAGGCAGUAGGCUACAGCUGCUUCUGUCGGAUCCAUUGACGGGACGUGUUACUGGGCGGCUUCUGACCGGAGACGGUAACUGGGUCAGUAUAUUCCGCUCCACACAGCCAGUGACGCACCGCGGGACGCACACGAUCAUGGGCUGGUCCUGGGCCGGAGUCUGCGCCGCUGCCGCGUCGGUUUUAGCGGUGCUCAGCUCACCCUGCAAAGAUGCGCAAACUUGUGGACAGCGUGAGAUCACCUGGCCCCCUGACUUCCGCGGUCAAGAGCUGGUGGAUCCAGAUCUAUUUCUGCAGAAGGAGGUAGACUUGGAAGAUUUGUUAAAUCCUGAAGAUUUCAUGGUACAGCGGGAAAUUGUUCAUCCGCCAUGGCCAAAAGAGCCUUCUAGAUUUGCAGAUAAGCCCCCACCAAGACGUCGACCUAAUUUUGGGCCCCGCUCUUUUCCUCCUGUGCUCCGCUAUCCUGUCCAGUUUCCCCUCGGCCGACCAACACCUGACAACAUCCAGGCCAUCUGUGAUCACGCCAGCCAUCGUCCCCGUUACCCGAGUUCUUACUUUCCUGACUCUGGUUUUGGCAAAAACAGGCGCAUGGCCACAGCUGUCAAUAACGCAGAGUGGUGGUUCAGCACAUGCUGCAAAGGGAACCAGACAUGGGGGCCUGAAGGGUUGCUGUGUUGCGCCACACAGGCAUGGGAGCACUCAGUUGAGCUGUUCUGUGAGGAGGAUUCGUCUGUGAAAGAUCGACUUUAUGACUGCUGCAGGCAGACAGGCCUUAACAGACUGAACUGUUUCAACGAAGAUGCUCCAAAUCCGGACUAUAAGGCAACGGAGGAGCUGCCCGUGGAGCCGGUGGGCUCCACAGAAAACUUCCACUUCGACCAAAACACUUGUCCAAGGUCUGUCGACGGGCAUGCCAAUUAUAGUGCCUCGCCAAGUAACCUGAUGAGUCUAGGCAGUGCCAGAAAAAAGGGAAAAAAGACAGAACUCAACCUAGCUACUUCCCAAAAAAUGGACAUCAGCUUCCCUCCAGGAAGGCCUACAACAGAUAACAUUGAGUCACUGUGCGGCAACCAGAAGCUUCGACCUCUCUACACAACCAAGUGCCUGCCUCGCUCGGGCUAUGAGCUUCUGGCCCGUCAGGUGAAGACCAUUAACCGUCUGGAAAAGAGAUUCAAGCAGUGCUGCAAAAAGAAGAAGGGUGCGCUCAACUGUGCUGAGCAGAAGUGGCGCGAGGAACUUAACAGGUACUGCUCAGCUGGGAAUGAUGAGCAGGUGAACCUUCAAUGUUGUCAGGCGGAUGAUCAGUAUAGCUGUUUCCAGUCACUUUCUUCGGAUCCACUCUAUAAGAUAACAUCUGCUACAGAGGUGCCCCCACUUAGCAUGAUGUGCGAUACCCAAAUUAUCAGCAUCAACAGAUUUCCUGUCGGUUCUCAACUGAAGAACCUCUGCUGCCCCCUGCCGGAGGAUGACAGAAACACUUGUUUUGCGCAAAAGCUUGAACAAAUAUCUCAGAGCCAGUGUUCAACACCCAAGCCCGCCACUCCAGCUGCCCGCCGCUGCUGCAAGAUGACUUCACCUGAAGAGAUUUUACAGUGUUUCAGCAAAAAUGUCCUGGAAGCCAUCAACAAAGCAGCCAAUAAGGGCCAGAAGAAGAAGAAGAAAAUAUGCCCCAUCCCUUAAACACAUAUAACACUGACAGGAACUGAUAAAUUUCUGCAAAUUGUAACCUUGCUCCAGCUGUGGUUUACAGUCACUGAGCACAAGCAAGUACUGAAGGGGUAUUAAAAACGUAGAUCACUUUGUUGCUUCAUCUAAUCCCGGAGUAAACUACAAUUAUCACAUGACAAGGAUUGCUAAAGCGAUGGAUAAACUGAAUAUUUUUCAAUGCAUAUAGUGUCCAAUCAGACUCCUGUCUUUGUUGCUUAGCCACUGUUUUCUUGUUAUUGCUGCUCUUUACAUAUUUGAUUAUGAAUGCAUUUUGAUGAAACCUUAAAAAAGAUACAAAAGGAAUUUUAUAUGGAUUUUUAUCUGACACAGUUUUAGUAAAAACAUGUUUAAAUCUUAUUUGGGCUUACUGUGAGUCACUUGACAUUUUAAAUCCUGGCUUAGGUAAGCAGUAUUCAGUGCUGGUGAAAUACAUUCAUCACAGGCAUGUAUAUCGUAUUAUGGCUAUAAACAAGGUUUUAAACAUCAUACAGUGUCUAAUUUUAAUUUCAACAGUAAAAAUCGAGGGACAAGUAUGUUUAUAUUGUGGAUUCUGUCUAAUCCACAUAUAAACAUAUGCAUACACAGCUGGUAAUUAAAUAAAAAUGUCCACUAGCAAACUGUGAUUUGGGUACAGCCUUCUUGUAACCAUCGGGAUAAGCAGAAUUGUUGUUGCAUAUUUAACCACUUUUCUUGCUAGAUUUGAUAGAGUUAAUUCAAACUGAUUGGUUUUAGGCUUAGUAUGGAGCUUUUAGACAUAGUGCUCAAGUCUUUAAUGUGGUCGAGAUCAGAGGCAUCCGAACGUAUGAACAUAAGCGCACAAUUUAUGCACUCCAAAGUCAGAGUUAAAGUGUGUUUGAGAUCAUUAUCCUUUCGGAAUAUCCAGUUGUCUCCACAUUUCAUUCUAGCUUUUAAUUCAAGAUGAAACUGAUGAAUUUGGAGGUCAUACCCCCUUUUGUAAUUCUGAUGACCGUGUCCAAUAAACUAGUACUUUUUGCAGUCAAA
Molecule: messenger RNA, 2781 nt
Organism: Fundulus heteroclitus (mummichog)
Lineage: Eukaryota; Metazoa; Chordata; Actinopteri; Cyprinodontiformes; Fundulidae
Product: extracellular matrix protein 1
Exons: 11
Coding region: 211-1752 (513 amino acids)
Biological process (GO): signal transduction; regulation of bone mineralization
Cellular component (GO): extracellular region
Source: RefSeq, a predicted model, not a curated record